This is a messenger RNA of Bemisia tabaci, 2557 nucleotides long. The record is from RefSeq and is a predicted model, not a curated record. NCBI's taxonomy places the organism in Eukaryota, Metazoa, Arthropoda, Insecta, Hemiptera, Aleyrodidae.
AGACUAUAUCAGUGGUGUGCUUAUAAACCACCCUGACACGGUACAGAUGAUUAGUGCAAGAAAAGUUAGCGAGCUCCAAGAGGUGAUGACGCUCUUGGAGCCGCUUGAGGAAAUGACCAGACAUUUAAGUGGUCUUCAUUAUGUUACAUGCUCAGCCGUAAUUCCAUUGGUAAACUGCCUCCGUGCCACAAUUCAACAGAAAAGACCUGAAUCAGCAGUAGCUAUUGCUGUGCAAGCUGCACUUCUGGCUGAGAUUGAUCGCCCAGAUCGAUUUGGAAAUAUUGAGUUGAACCAGAAUCUCAUGAUGGCUAUGAUUCUAGAUCCUAGAUUUAAGCAGGAUCACUCACAGCAUCCUACCCGUGUGGCAGCUGCUUUUACCAAGAUAUCAGAAUUGGUCAGUAGAGAGGACAUGGUGGCCGAAGUGGAAAAUUUAGAUCAGGCAGCAGAAGAAGACGGAGCAGUUCAUCAUGGUCUUUUAUUGCACCAUGAAACUAUUAGAGCCCAGAGAAAUUCUUCACGCAACCGCACCAUCGGGGGUAUGCACAGAGAGCUGAGACUGUAUCUCGAGGAAAAAACGAUUCCUACAAAACAUUGUCCCAUCACCUACUGGAUGAGGUAUAAGGAUGUUUUCCCUAGUUUAUUUAGAGUUGCAAAAAGGUUUUUAAUUAUGCCUGCCACCUCUGUACCCUCAGAGAGGUUAUUUUCUCAAGCUGGGCUUAUUUUAACAAACGAGAGAAGCAGGCUUGAUUCCCAAAGGCUCUCAGCUUUGUUGUUCUUAAACUCACUGUCCAAAGAGCAGUGGAACUUGUAAGAUGUGUCUGUUCUGCCUUUCUGCUAUUCACAUGUAGUUUUGUUUUUCCAUUUUUUGGACCUUUAGUCAAAUAUUUAUUUCGUUGGCUUACCGACCAGGUGCUUUAGAAUAUAUUUUUAAGUAUAUUACGUAUUGAAGUUAAAAGUGUAGACUUCGUCAACUUCGUGUGAUAUUGAAGUGCCUCUCCUACAAAUGUUUUGUUGUUCUAUUGUUUGCACCUGUCAUAGAAAAUUAGGUCUCUUUUAAAGUUGUUCUUCUCUGUAAAUUUUUCUAGUUUGCUCUUAGUUCAAUACACAAAAGCAAUAUUGAGCACGGUACUUGAACUACUCAUUAGAGUUACUUAUCACUUUCCCAACUGCAUAGCUGUUUCUCUAACAACUGGAAAAUUCAUUAAACUUUUUACAGUUUUCCGAGUCUUCUUAGAACAUAAGUUUUUUUUUGAUUUCCACAAAUUGACAUAAUGUUUAUUAAAGUAAUUAGUAGGACCAGUUAAAUGGUAUUUCUCAAGUAAUUAUUAUUGCUGACAAAUUUAAUAAUGUACUUAAGGUUCUGUUGAGAUUUGCACUCACUGAAAGCAGUAUUUUGGCUCAAGUGGCCUUUCGAAGUUGGCAUUCGUACCUACUAUUUUCGGUAUUUUUUAUUUUGUAAUGAAAAUUUUCAGUCAUUGGUACUGAAAAUUAGAUCUCCUUUAAAGUCGUUCCUCAUUGUUAAUUUUUCUAGAUUUCUCUUAGUUAAAUACGCAAAAGCAAUAUUGAGUACGAUACUUAAAGUACUCAUUAGAGUUUCUUUUCACUUUCCUAUUUGCGUAACUGUUUCUCUAAUAACGAGAAAAUUCAUUAAAUAUUUACAGUUUUCCUAAGUCUUCUUAGAACUUAAGGGUUUUUUUGCUUUCCACUAAUUGACAUAAUGUUUAUUAAAGUAUUAGUAGGACCAGUUAAAUGGUAUUUCUCAAGUAAUUUUUAUUGCUGACAAAUUUAAUAAUGUACUUAAGGUUCUGUUGAGAUUUGCACUCACUGAAAGCAGUAUUUCGGCUCAAGUGGCCUUUCGAAGUUGGCAUUCGUACCUACUAUUUUCGGUAUUUUUUAUUUUGUAAUGAAAAUUUUCAGUCAUUGGUACUGAAAAUCAGAUCUCUUUUAAAGUUGUUCCUCACCGUAAUUUUGUCUAGUUUGCUCUUAGUUUAAGACGCAAAAGCAAUAUUGAGGACAGUACUUAAACUACUCAUUAGAGUUUCUUUUCACUUUCCUAUCUACAUAGCUGUUUCUCCAACAACUGGAAAAUUCAUCAAAUAUUUACAGUUUUCCUAAGUCUUCUUAGAACUUAGAUUUUUUUUUUGCUCUCCACAAAUUGACAUAAUGUUUAUUAAAGUAUUAGUAGAACCAGUAAAAUGGUAUUUCUCGAGUUAUUUUUUAUUGCAAACAAAUUUAAUAAUGUACUUAAGGUUCAGUUGAGAUUUGCACUCGUUCUAUAGUAUUUCGGCUCCAUGUGCCUGCAUUCCGUACUUCUUUCAACAUUUUUUUUUAUUUUGUUCUGAUAAUUUUCAGUCUUUGUUACAGAAAAUCUGUUCUCUUUCUAAGUUGUUCCUCAUCAUACAUUUUUCUAGUUUGCUCCUUAGCUUAAGUGGAAAAGCGUUACCUAUGGAAUGCGAAACUGUGAUUACCUACUUAUUAGAGUUAGUUUUCACUGUGUAUUUUAUAAGUUUAAAUGUAAUCGUUUUUAUUUUUUAUUACAUUUUCAUUUUCAGUUUCA